AUGUCGCCAAAGUGUCCCGUGCCGCCGUUACAGGAAACCUCCUUAUCGUUAGUAGCGAGACAAUUGAUUCAUACCUUAUCGAAAAUAUCGUCCGAUGAAGAUGUCGCGCUACACUUUACAAUGGUAUCAUCCUACUACGAAAGUAUGGGGGUGACGAGCGAUAUAUUUCAAGAUCUUAUAAACCUCAUCCUCACUUCCGACUACCUAGAUCCGGCAGUCAGAUUCUUCACCAUGAAAUUGCUGCUCAAGGAAAACGUCAAAAGUCUAGCCACGGGUAUGUUCCCGUGUCAAUUUUACAAGAGAAUUCUUGAACUGAUUGUGGAACAAGGUCGGCACCUAACGUCUCUCAAUUUGAAAGGUGUGUGGGUGAAAGAUGAAAAUCUACCGCUUAUGUACGAAAUAAUCAAGAACUUACCUAGUUUGACAGCUCUCAGUAUACCUUAUAUAGCUAACGAUGAAAUCCUCAAGUACAUAGGAGAAAAUAACAGGGUCCUUAAGAUACUAGAUGUCUCCGGAGAAACGGAUAUCACGGAAAUUGGAAUAGAUGUGAUGCUGUCCAGCAAUCCACAACUUACUCAGAGUCUGUCAGUCGUCAAUAUCGGAAUGUACGGUGAAGAAAACGUAGACCACACAGAUGUCGCGUUAUUAAUACGUCGACUUCCGAAUCUGACUAAUUUAGGCUGUUAUUCUUACGUCGGGAAAGCCGUUAACUAUGUUUACAAUCACGACUGUCCACCUGGGUUUAAAUCGAAACUACAAUAUAUUCACGAUGUACAAACUAAUUCUAGAACGAUGAGAGCAAUAAUAGCUAUAUGUCCUUCGGUAGAUACAAUUUAUUUAGAGGAACCCGACCAAGGCGUACUUCAGCAGAUAAAGGAUUUAAAUUGCUUGAAUAAGAUCAAGUUAAAUAAAUUCCAGUGCCAUGAGUUGCAUCAAUUGUUAGAUAAAAUAGGGCAUAAGAUAUCAACGCUUAUGUUGUCUGGUUCUCUGGGCUCUUUCAACUUCACGAGAAUAGCCGAAACUUGUCCCAAUUUAGAGAGUCUCGAAUUCUACCAAUGUCAGACGGCCACGCACGAAGAGGAGGUACCAUUUAACAAAUUAGAACAUAUCGAAAUAAUACAAGGGAACUUGUCGGGAUCGUGUCUCAAAUAUUUAAUGACGGCGACUCCUAAGUUAAAGAAGUUGAUUAUCGGAGACGAGAUCAAACUUGAUGAUAAUGAUAUGGCAAGAAUAUUGCGCCGUUACAAAUUCCCCUACUUAGAAGCUGUUUGGUUCCCGAACGCACCAAGAUUAUCACGGGACACAGUUGAAAUGCUCAUGGAAUCCUGUCCAAAACUCCAAAGCCUUGGACAGUUGAGCGGUUGGAAUUAUACGCCAGAUGAUAUGAUGCUUAUGAGAGCAAUUAUAGCCAGUACCAAUACGGACAUGGUGUUGACACCUCUUGGUAUAUUUCAGCAAGGGACGUAA
Molecule: messenger RNA, 1467 nt
Organism: Leptosia nina
Lineage: Eukaryota; Metazoa; Arthropoda; Insecta; Lepidoptera; Pieridae
Source: the annotation of a GenBank genome assembly